Molecule: messenger RNA, 6996 nt
Organism: Aspergillus ibericus CBS 121593
Lineage: Eukaryota; Fungi; Ascomycota; Eurotiomycetes; Eurotiales; Aspergillaceae
Product: type I polyketide synthase
Exons: 3
Coding region: 1-6996 (2331 amino acids)
Biological process (GO): fatty acid biosynthetic process; secondary metabolite biosynthetic process
Molecular function (GO): fatty acid synthase activity; zinc ion binding; 3-oxoacyl-[acyl-carrier-protein] synthase activity
Source: RefSeq, a predicted model, not a curated record
AUGCCAGGAUGUCGCCUUCCUGGCGAUAUUUCAGGUCCCUCGCAGCUAUGGGACUUUCUAGCCCAAGGGCGCACAGCAGCAGGGACAGUGCCCUCGUCGCGAUUCAAUGUUGAUAGCUACCACGGCGCACCGGACGAGCCGGCCGUCGUCCGAGGGAAUGGCGGAUACUUCCUGCAAGAGGAUAUCCGCCAGUUCGACAACCAGUUCUUUGGCAUCAACAAUCGGGAAGCCACCGAUAUGGACCCCCAGCAGCGGAAACUGCUCGAGGUAGUCUAUGAAACGUUGGAAAACGCGGGCGUACCUCUGGAGCAGGUCUCCGGAGCCAACGUGGGAUGCUAUGUGGCCUACUUCGCCGCCGACUUCAUCGCUCUGCAGACCAAGGAUCCCGAGAGCGUGACCCGGUAUACUCAAGCGGGGAUGGGGUCGACGAUUCUAGCCAACCGCAUCAGUCAUGUCUUCAACCUCAAAGGCCCUAGUUGUGUCGUUGACACCGCCUGUUCAUCGUCUCUGUACGCCUUGCAUCUGGCCUGCUCGGCGUUGCAGAAUGGAGAGUGUGAUUCGGCCGUCGUGGCCGGGGUCAACCUCAUCCAAUCCCCGGAUGUUUUAGUCGCCAUGUCCCAGGCGGGAGUGCUUUCCCCAUCGUCCAUUUGUCAUACCUUUGACGCCGCGGCAGACGGGUACGGACGAGCUGAUGGCGUCAACGCACUCUAUGUCAAGAGAUUGAGCGAUGCCAUUCGUGAUGGCGAUCCCAUCCGCUCGAUCAUCCGUGGGACCGCGACCAAUAGCAAUGGUCGUACCCCCGGCAUCACCCAGCCCAGCAUUGAUGGCCAAGAGGCCGUUAGCCAGAAGGCGUACCGUCGGACGGGUUUGAAACCCGCCGACACAGCUUACGUGGAGAUGCACGGCACCGGCACCAGCGUGGGAGACCCGAUGGAAGCUGAGGCUGUCUCCCGGGUGUUUCGUCGCGAGGAGCGGCAGCAACAUAUCUUGGUGGGUGGCUGCAAGCCGAACCUAGGGCAUGGAGAAGCGUCCAGUGGCAUCACCAGCAUCAUCAAGGCUACUCUGGCCCUGGAACGGGCGCAGCUGCCACCCACCAUUGGCAUCACGCGACAAAAUCCCAAGUUGCGUCUGGAUGACUGGGGCAUGCAGAUUGUCACUGAUCUAACUCCAUUCCCGGAACCAGCCCCGGGGUUGGCUCGCCGCAUCAGCAUCAACUCGUUUGGUUACGGCGGCGCCAAUGCCCAUGGAAUUUUGGAAGAGGCGGGCCAGGGUGCUUCCUCGGAUGCAGAUAGUUUGGUCAUCAACGAGACAUCGGAUCCCACGCUUCGAUACUUGCUGCCAUUCUCGGCCAACAAGGUACCUUCAUUGGAGAGGCGCGUUCAGCAGCUGUCGAAGAGAGACCUCCCGGCUGCUGCCCUACCGGACCUUGCUUAUACCCUUGGCCAACGUCGUUCGCAUCUGGCCCAAAGAGGGUAUGUCCUUGCGCGGUCAGACACCCUAGCGACAGAUCUGGACGUGCAAAACCUCAGGCAGGCUCCAGUCAAUGGGGAUGCCAGCUGGUUGAACAAGAACGUGGUCUUCGCCUUUACCGGCCAAGGAGCGCAAUGGAAAGGGAUGGGCCGUGAGCUCCUCCAGAUCCCAACAUUUGCCAAUACAAUUCACCAGCUCGACGACGUCCUGCGCCUGGCUCCCUAUGCCCCUUCGUGGAGCAUCAUGGGCAUUCUGCAAGAUGACUCCGAGGCGUGCCCCAUCAAUCAAGCAGCCUUUGCUCAGCCCAUCACGACCGCGGUCCAGGUUGGCCUGGUUAAGCUCCUGCGGUCCCUCUCGAUCGAGCCGCAAGGUGUGGUCGGCCACUCUUCUGGCGAGAUAGGUGCUGCGUAUGCCGCUGGGCUUCUUACCCUCCGGGAAGCCAUCCUCGUGGCGUAUUACCGCGGCUAUGCUGUUUCCCACUACGCCCCGGAAGGAGCCAUGGCCGCGGUCGGUCUUGGCCCGGAUGCAGCGCGCGACUGGAUUCACCGGGCCGUUCCAGAGGGGUCUACAGUGCAGGUGGCCUGCCUCAACUCACCCCAGAGCGUGACCGUGAGUGGUGACCUGGCUGGCAUCGAUGGGCUCGUGGCGGCCCUACAAUCAGCGGGCGUCUUUGUGCGGAAGCUGAAGACCGAUGGAAAGGCGUAUCACUCGUAUCAAAUGGGAGUCGUGGGCGCCGAAUACGAGAAGUUGCUGCAGGAAGCGGACACCUUCGUUGAUGCGCAAGCGAACACCAGUGCGCGGAUGUUUUCCACCGUCCUCGACCGCGAGGUCCACGAGCGAGACGUCCGUACUAUCACCUACUGGCGUCAAAAUCUCGAGUCUCCAGUCCUAUUCGCUCAUGGCCUGCAUGGUGUGACGAGCUUAUGGAAGGGAGACUGUGCGUUUGUGGAGCUGGGGCCACAUGCCGUGUUGAAGAUGCCAAUCGCGCAGACGUUGGGCAAGUCCACACCCUAUCUAGCCACCCUCCAGCGCAAUCAGGACUCCUUGGUCUCGGUGCUCGGCUUCGUGGGCGACCUGUUCGUGCAGGGAUAUGCCGUAAACUUUGCCAAAGUCCAAAGCACUUUCUAUCCCAGCGCCCAUGGUGCACCUAAGGUGCUUUGCGAUCUCCCGUCCUAUCCCUGGCACUACGAGGAGCUGCUAUGGAAUGAGUCGCGCAUCAGCCGCGAAGGCCGCCACCGCAAACACAAGCGUCACGAACUGUUGGGAAGCCCAGUCGUCGGGGGCAAUCACCUCACCUUUGGAUGGAGAAACCUCCUCCGACUGGACAAUGUGCCCUGGCUGCGUGAUCAUCAGUUAAGCAACACCCCCGUGUUUCCAGCGGCAGGCUAUUUAGCGAUGGCUGUGGAGGCUCUUCUGCAGGUUGCGAUAUCCCCAAAUGUCAGCUUGGCAGAACAAACCGUGGCCCUGCGCCAUGUCGAGUUGCCGAGUGCCCUGCCCCUGGCCGAGCUGACUCCAAUCGAGCUGUACACGGAGCUUCGGCCUCAUGCUCUCUCCACGGUCUCUUCCUCGCGUGAUUGGUGGGACUUUCAAAUCGCGUCCAUCAUCGACGAUACCCCGACCAUCCGAGCUCGAGGCACGGUCCGAUUGGAGCCCAGCGGGGGCAUUGAUGAUGCCCGUUUGCCCUCCGCCAACUGCCGCGUCGAAGCGCACUCCAAGCGACUGUGGUAUGAGGGCAUCGCUAAGGCAGGUCUGGGAUAUGGGCCCACUUUCCAGCACAUGCAGGAGGUUCUGACUCCGAAUCCCAAGGGGACAUUGUACUGCGAAGCCCGGAUCGACACGCUCAACCCCAAAUUUGAAGGGGUUCAGUCUGCACCCCGGUAUCUUCUGCACCCUGCCCUGCUGGACAAUCUUCUUCAAGCCGGCCUGGUCGCCUCCACAGGGGGGCAUCUCCAGUCGAUGGUGGCCAAAGUGCCAACCCGGCUCGGGUACAUCCGUCUAUGCCAGCCCAGCCAGCCCCAGCAGCAGGGCAUCAUCCGCUGCACAUCUGCAGUGACUGGCUUCGCAACCCACCGAAUGAACGCGGCCUUAUGGGAUGCUCAGCAGCAGCCGGUGGCGCACUUCGAAGAGGUCGAUAUCCCCAAUUACGUCGGAAGCGAGCAGAUGACGGACGAGGUCCGCGAUCCCCUGUUUCGGGUCGUGUGGAAGCCGGACUUUGACCUCAUCUCCGAUGGAACGAUGCUGGCGGCAGCGAUUCAGCAUGUUCGCGCCACCACCGAGCUCGGCCGUCUGGGGUCGCAUGCCAACCUGCUGUCCGCAAUCGAUCUGGCCGUGCAUAAGGAUCCUGAUGCCGAUAUUCUUGUGAUCUCACCGGAUGUGUCUUUGACUGCCCUCGCGAUGCUGGAGGUGCUCGAGGCGCGGACAACCCACCAGCGCUUCCGGUCUCUGCAUCUGGGCCGGUUUGAUUCGGCUGGACAGCUGGAGGUAGCGGAAGUACAUGUCUCGGGGCUGAAAUUCGGGAUCCGAUCACUUUCUUAUGUGGCUGCAUCGUCGGGUCUCAAGUUUGGUCUGAUUGUCCUCGCCACGCCGGAAGCGUGGUUGCUCGACCAAUUGGUCGCAUAUACGGAUGGUCAUACCCGCCUGGUGGGCUUCAACAGCAACGACAGUAUCCCAAGCGAUCACUUUACCAGCAUCCGUACUCCUGACUGUGUGGUCCCCGGAGUGCAACUCCUGCGACCAGUCUAUGUGUCUAAUGGGGUCCGAGCCGGCAUCGAUCGGAUCAUCCACGUGGUGCGCAGCCAGGAUGCAGCGGAGGAGCAAUUGCGAAAUGAUCUCAGCGCAACAUUGUUGGUGCCAACCGAGCAGCACACAUUAGCCCAAGUUCCAAGCGCCCCAAUUGAUGAUCACACGCUGGUGGUAUCAACCGUGGAGUUGAAACACGCCGUCCUCGCCAACCCAUCGCCAGAAGACUACGCCGGCAUCCAGCACAUCCUAACGCAGGCAACACAGGUGGUCUGGGCAACGGGGUCCGGUGCCACUGCUGAUUCUGACCCCACGCGAUCCCUCUUCCCCGGUCUCGCGCGAGCCAUCAUGGUGGAGCAGCCAUCGACCAAGAUCUUCUCCAUCGAGCUGGACCCCAAUGCCAACCCCGAGACCAUCUCCAGCCAUGUUGCCAAGGUCGUUCGACAGGCCAAUCAUCCUACCGUGGACCAUGAAUUCCUGCAGAGUAGCGCUGGCCUCUUGAUCAGUCGCGUCGUGCCGGAUGAGCGUAUGAACACCUACUUUCGCGAUCAGGAGCAGGGGACUGCGCGUUUAGUGCCACUGGUCAAUGCCGGACAGGUGCGACUGUCUGUCGAGAAGCCCGGCCAGCUCAGCAGCGUGCGAUUUGUGCCAUCCCCCCAACAGACCGUGCGACCAGACGAGGUGGUCGUCAAGGUGUCGUGCAUCGGUCUGAAUGCCAAGGAUGUGUAUGCCCUAGCCGGUCGAGUGGAAACCCCCGAGGCAACCUGCAGCGGCGAGUGGACCGGACAGAUUGUCUCGGUGGGAUCGGCCGUGCAGCAUCUCGCCGUGGGAGAUCAAGUCGCAGUGCUCUAUCCGGGUCAUUUCAGCACGUAUGAGACCGUUCCAGCGCGGGCCUGCGUGAAGCUGCGUCCGGGCGAGGAUUUGCGCAGCAUGGCCUCGAUUCUAGUGGUUUAUACCACCGCUCUGUAUGCGCUGGAGCAUCGUGCCCAUCUCCAGGCAGGAGAGUCCGUGCUCAUCCAUUCGGCCGCCGGAGGGCUGGGCAUUGCUGCGAUCCAGGUUGCCAAGCUGAAGGGAGCUGAGAUCUUUGCCACCGUCGGCACCGAGGAGAAGAAGCAAUAUCUCGUCAACCACUUUGGACUGCAGCCAGAUCAUAUUCUCAAUUCCCACGAGACGGGCUUUGCAUCUCGGAUUAGGGAGCUGACGAAUGGUCGGGGCGUGGACGUGGUGCUUAACUCGCUGGCUGGCGAGCUGCUGCUCGAGAGUUGGGAGUGUCUCGGUCAUUUUGGACGCUUUGUGGAGCUGGGCAAGCGAGACAUUCGGGAUCAUGGCCGAUUGCCCAUGGAACCCUUUGGCCGGGGCGCCACAUUCACUGCGUUCGACCUGGCGCUGCUCGUCACAUCGCCAUCUCUGGCCCCAGUCCUCGCCGAGCUUCUGACGCGGGUGGUAGCCCUCAUCCGCAGCGGUGCCAUUCAGCCCGUGCAGCCUCUCAAGGUGUUCCCCGCAUCGGAACUACAAGCUGCCUUCAACUACUUCAACAACACCGCACGCAUGGGCAAGGUGGUCAUCUCGUUCGAGGACCCUAAUCAACAGAUCACGAUGGUCCCUCCCCGUUUCGCCACCCGACUCCACCCCGACAAGAGCUACCUGAUGGUCGGCUGUCUCGGGGGUCUCGGCCGCAGUCUCUCCAAAUGGAUGGUCCAGCGAGGGGCGCGCCAGUUCAUCUUCCUCGGCCGCACCGGCCUGCAACGCCCCGCAGCCCAGCGUCUCAUCGAGGACCUCGAACACGCCGGCGCCCACUGCAUUGUCGUCCCCGGCGACGUCACCAACCCCGCCGACGUCGAACGCGCCGUCACCGCAUCCUCGACUCCCCUCGGCGGCGUCGUCCAAGCCGCCAUGGGUCUCCACGAGGCCCUCUUCGCCGGCAUGCCCCACGACGCCUGGGUCGAAGGCACCCACGCCAAAGUCCACGGCACCUGGAACCUGCACCAGGCCCUGUCGCAGCACAACCGCGAGCACGCCCUCGACUUCUUCGUCGUCACCAGCUCCAUCAACGGCAAAAUGGGCACCGCCACCGAAAGCAACUACUGCGCCGCCAAUAACUUCCUCGACGUGUUUGCGCGCUACCGACGCAGUCUCGGCCGCCCGGCGAUCUCCUUAGGGCUGGGGAUGAUUGCCGAGGUGGGAUACCUCCAUGAGAACCCACAUAUCGAGGAUCUGCUUCUCCGUCGGGGUCUCCGGCCCAUCACGGAAGACGAACUCCUCCGGAUCUUCGACUACGGGCUGUCUCAGCCUCCGACAUCGAUUCCCGCCAGAGAUGCGAUGACGCACUCCUUGCUCCUCACCGGUCUCGAAGUCACCGGGCUCCUCCGCCAACAUCAACAGGGGUUUUCAGGCUACUGGCAUUUUCUCGAUGAUGCCCGCUUCGCUAUCUUGGCAAGUACCCUCCGUCGACAAGCCGGUACCUCCAGCCGCAGUAGCAGCAGCAGCAAUACCAGCACAGCGUGGACCACCGCGCUAAGCAGCAAAGACGAAGAGCAACUCACCUCCGCGGCACAGGAUCUAAUUGCGCAGAAACUAGCCAAUUUGGUACUGUUGCCCCUGGCGAAAUUGAACGUGAACUCGUCGUUAUCGGCUUUUGGGAUGGAUAGUAUGUUGGCGGCGGAGUUGAGGCAGUAUCUGUAUAGUGUCACUGGGGUGGAUGUGCCGUUUUUGACGUUGAUGGAUGCGGGGACGAGUGUGGUGGGGUUGGCGGGGUGGGUGGGGGGGGAAGCUGUCAAGUCGUUAUGA